AUGCAUCAGUUCCAUUUGCUAAUUACAGGUGAAAAACCAUUCUCCUGUCCAGUCUGUCUGCGUCCAUUCUCACAAAGUUCAUCACUGGUCACUCAUAAAAGGACACAUACUGGCGAACGGCCGUAUCCAUGUGCGCACUGUGAUAAGGCAUUCACUGAUAGUUCAACACUUACGAAACAUCUUCGAACUCACACAGGACAAAAGCCAUAUCAGUGUUACAUGUGUCUGAUGCGAUUCACGCAGUCCGGUAAUUUGCACCGCCAUAUGAAAACACAUCGAAGCCAGCCAUGA
This is a messenger RNA of Gongylonema pulchrum, 291 nucleotides long. The record is from the annotation of a GenBank genome assembly. NCBI's taxonomy places the organism in Eukaryota, Metazoa, Nematoda, Chromadorea, Rhabditida, Gongylonematidae.